AUGAUGAGGCAGAUGCAUGUGAAUCGGAAAGAUUUGAAUGUUGGACUACAAGGUCUUAUUUUCAAACAUCUUCUAAAGAAAGCUCAGAAGAUUAAGGAAGAUUUUAAUGUCUUUGAUAAGAACCUCAGAAGUAAAAUAAUAGGUCAGAGGGGAGAUGGUGUGCUAGAAGGAGAGGACUACAAGUGGUGCACGACUGAAGUAGAAUUCAGUCGGAGCAUUCUUGUUUGGCAUCUCGCAACAGAGAUUUGUUAUCUUGGUGAUAAAGAUGGAAGUAAUGUCUCCUCAGAAUUUGUUAUCAAUGGCAGAUACUUAUCUGAAUACAUGAUGUAUCUUUUGGUGAUAAGACCAAAUAUGCUCUCUAAAGGAUUCGGUGAUGAGGAAUAUCUAGAAACCUUGCGAGAGUUGCGAGGAUUCGGUAAUGUUGAUUUAAUUCUGGGGCGCUACAAUGAAUCACGUGGUUAUGAUGAUAUAGCGUUUCAAAGGCGCUGGAAAACAGAAAAGUCAGUGCUGAUCGGUGUGGAAAAGCUCGCCAGGCAAUUGCGGUCAUUGGAAUUGAAGAAGCGAUGGGAGAUGAUAAAUGAAGUUUGGGUAGAAAUGCUAGCUCAUGCAGCAGCUCAUUGUCCAUGGAAAGAGCAUACUCAACAACUGAGAAGAGGUGGAGAGUUACUCACUCAUGUCUCCCUUCUCAUGCUACAUCUUGGUUUGAGCGAACAGUAUGAAUAUAAAGGAUCAGACGACCUCCCCAUUCUUACGCGUUUGACAGGGGAAAAGCGACAAGAAUAUUUGAAAGAGCCAGGUCUCGACAAGGUAUGUUCCACUUCCAUCUCAAUAAUUUAAUUAAAACCUUUCAAUUUACCCUAAACUUUUUUUAAAUAGUUUCCAUUUUUUUUC
Populus trichocarpa (black cottonwood) is the source of this 891-nucleotide messenger RNA. RefSeq lists its product as uncharacterized. Bases 1 to 837 code for a protein of 278 amino acids. The transcript has 2 exons. The record is from RefSeq and is a predicted model, not a curated record. NCBI's taxonomy places the organism in Eukaryota, Viridiplantae, Streptophyta, Magnoliopsida, Malpighiales, Salicaceae.